UCACAUCCGGUCAGCUGUCGCUUCCGGAUGCGGUGAAGCAGCGGAGAAGUAGGAAAACACCGCACAGAGACAUGGAUUUAAAUGACCAGACGACAUCCACAAAGUCCUAGGACACGGCAGCACGGCCCACCGCGGCUUCACGGAGACGGAGACACGCGUCGGAAACUGUGUAUCGACGGAGUUUGACGUCGGGUGUACUCGAAGGAGUAUUUUUUUUUACGGAGUAUCCGUGUUUAUGCUUUCUUGCUAGCUUAAGCCAGCGUAGCGUUAGCUGGUACGCGCAGACAAAUACCUUCUCUCUCCGGGCUAAUAUGACUUGUCGGCACCGGUAUUCACGAUUUAACACAGACUUGGACAGGAGGGAGCCGCACUGUGAGUGUUAAAUUUUGUCUGAAGGGUGUUUUAGAGUUUGUUUCGUGCUCUUUGAGGUCAAGGCUGCAGUGGAAAAACCUUCAGGCAACACAAGUAGGAAACGACACCGAGGAAAGUUGCAGUUCUCCGAAAAUAUUCAGGGACAAUUUAAGGGAACAACAGUUUGUACCUGAAGUCAAGUUUGAACUAUCAACAAGUGGACAAAAUGGAUGUAAUUUGGACUUCAGUCAGCACACGGAAAACCCAGCAGAUACACCGUAAAUAACACUUCCUUGUCAGCCGACAGGCUCCACUACUUUUUCCUUCUUCUGCUGACAAGGCACUUCACAAACAGUAUCCUGUGUUUGAUCUGGGCUCAAGUGGAGGAAGUCUUCUGAUUAUUUUAGUCCCAGCAAAGCCUCUUUUUAACUUUAACGUGGAGACGAAGCUCUUCAGAUCAACAGUGAAGGAUGAAUGGCCUCUCUCUCAGCGAGCUCUGCUGCCUGUUCUGCUGCCCACCCUGCCCCAGCCGCAUCGCAGCCAAGCUCGCCUUCCUGCCCCCUGAGCCCACGUACGCCUUUCUUCCAGACCCAGAUGCAGGCCCUGCUGCACAGGCAGCGACGGGGACAUCCAGCCUGCGGGCCCGGAGCGGUGCAUCGGUUGCCGGGGCUGUGGAGGGGAGAUGGAAGCUCCACCUGACGGAGCGAGCAGAGUUUCAGUACACGCAGAGAGAGCUGGACACGACAGAGGUGUUCCUCACUCGAUCCAGUAGAGGGAACAGAGUUGGCUGCAUGUACAUUCGCUGUGUUCCUAACGCAAGAUUUACAGUGCUUUUCUCUCACGGUAACGCCGUCGAUCUUGGCCAGAUGAGCAGUUUCUAUAUCGGACUUGGCACUCGCAUCAACUGUAACAUCUUCUCCUACGACUACUCAGGCUACGGCGUCAGCACUGGCAAGCCUACUGAGAAGAACCUCUACGCAGACAUAGAUGCUGCCUGGCACGCCCUGCGCACACGAUAUGGCAUUAGCCCAGAGAAUAUAAUCCUGUACGGACAGAGCAUUGGCACAGUACCCACCGUAGACCUGGCGUCACGGUAUGAGUGUGCUGCCGUGGUUCUUCACUCACCUCUAACAUCUGGCAUGAGAGUGGCCUUUCCAGACACAAAGAAAACAUACUGCUUCGACGCUUUCCCCAACAUUGAGAAAGUAUCCAAAAUCCCGUCCCCAGUGCUCAUCAUCCACGGGACGGAAGACGAAGUGAUCGACUUCUCCCAUGGCCUGGCUCUUUUCGAGCGCUGCCCCAAGGCUGUGGAGCCUCUGUGGGUGGAGGGAGCAGGACACAACGACAUUGAACUGUACAGUCAAUAUCUGGAGCGCCUGCGCCGCUUCAUAGGACAGGAGUUGGCUGCACAGCACGCCUAACCUUUCAGCACCAAGACCAUCAUGAUCGGACAUCAUCAUUACCAUUUUUCCUGGUCCAAGAGUCACCUAACCGUCCCUCAGCUCACCGCGGCUUCCAGACGGUAUUACACUUCACACACACUAUGGUGCUUCGUCUUCGAGGACACAGUAUGCCUUCACUGGACCGUGGAUUGAUGCGACAUGUAGAAAAGAAGUCUGUUCAGAAACAUCAGAAGUGCGUGAGUGAGAAGGACUUUUUCACAAACUGCAUUUAGACCAUUGUUGUUUUUUUUUAGCAGUUACUUAACAGUACAGCUGUCAUUUGUUAGCCACAAAUACAUUUCUUUACUGUGCAAAGAUAUGGACAGGAAAGGAGACUCGUGAACUGAAGAAUUAUGAGGAGGUUUAACAGAACAGCAAGUAGUCAUGCCGGUCAGUUAAGUUGUGUUUCACGGGGAGUAUUUUGUUGAAUUUUCCAGCUUACUCAGAGUUUGUGUGUAGCUUUAAUUUCUUCAGUUACCCCAAAUUAGACAGUGCAGCAAAGGGAAACACUCAAAAGACUCUCUUUGAAGUGCUUCUGACGUGUUAGGGAAUAUUUUCGUUUGCUAAUCACCUGUUGAAAAUAAUAGCAACAGGUUUGUAUUUUGAAUGCAAUCAAAUGCAAUCCAGCUCUACAGCGAAUCCUCUUUAGAGGGAAUAACUUCUUAUUUUGAUUUGAUUGGUUGUGUUGCAUUGGACUGCAUUAUAUUGAAAGGUGUUUCUAAUACAACCCACCUCCCUCCACCCCCACCUCAUGUAUGUACAUGACACACAUACAUGCAGAUGAAUUUGAGUUUUUGUGUGUUUCAUUUUGUUUUUUAGGGGUACUGAAUAUUUUGCUCAGGUAACCCUCUUUUAGUGAUUACUGUCAGUGUGUGUCCUUUGUGUCUGUUUUGUUUCAUCAGCUAAAUCUCCUCAGAUCCUUUAAGCAAAGGCUUCAGAAGCAGCCAGUGUGAGGGUCUUUUGUUUCAAGCAAGUAACGAACCAGAUUGUAAUCCUGAAACUUCGGUACAGACCAAAUCAUGAGCCUUUGCAGGUUUAAUAUUUUCUUUCCAUCAUUACUUCAACUUUCUCUGCACCGCGUCUGUAAAACCAGUCAUGUAGCGUGAGUAGCUGUGAUAAAGAUCCAAUAUGUAAGAAUUUUAGUUUACAACAUCCAAAAAUUAAGUAAAAUUAUCAACGAUAUGUGAAUAAAUAACAGUUUAGUCACCAUGUCAAGGAUGUCUGUGUAUUUUGGUGCAGAGAUAUCUGUCAAAGUUAGCAUUCUAAUCAACUAGCCUGAGUCCAACCUGUUUAAAAAUAUCCGAAAAGGUUGAAUAAUCACAUACCUAUUUUUUUCUUACUCAACUGACAAAUACAACCGUUAACCUUCUGACUUAUUUUCUCUCUUUCACAGACAAGCUUAGCUGCCUUGUUAAUAACAAUAAUAAACCUUAUUUAUAUAGUGCUUUUUCAAUGUGACUAAGUGCUUCACAAAAACAAUACAACAAUAAUAAUAAAUUUGAAUAAUAUGAAAUAGAAUCCAGACAGAGAUAAGAGCUUUAUUUUAAAAUACUGUUUCAAGAUUAAAGAAGGCGUUCAAGAGCCUCAAAUAGAAAAUACCUCCAGCUCCAGAGAGUCUGUUGGCUCUGUCUGUUUUGUUUUAGUCUUGUUCUUUUUUUAAGUCUCACACUAGGAGGUCACAGCUGUCAGUAGUUUUCCCUGUUUUUUUUUUUGUUUGUUUUUUUUUUAGCAUUCAUUUCUGACGACCAUUUUGCUUAUUUGCACUUCAAUCUUGAGGGGCAGAACUCUCAAAUAAAAAGUGGAAUUCAAACUUCACUUUGGAAUUAAAGUAUUUUAUAAUCAUUUCAGUGAUUGAUGAGUUCCACUCCAUGAGUCCUGAUGAAUAAAAAUCAUUCCCACCUCUAUACAGAUAAGCAUAGGAGCAGCUGUUUUACAACAGUAUAAUGAGCGCUAUGAUUCUUUGUCUUACAGCUUUAACAGUAAGGAGCUCCUCUGAGUGACACUAGACUAUUAGAAGGUGGACAGCGUCUCAGCACAUGUAUUCUCCAGCACGAUGAUGACAAUUUCACUAUAAUUCUGUGCUACUGGUAAAGACAGACAGAAAACAGCCCGAGUGUGUGAGUGAAGAAUAUCCAUUUUCUAGUCUCCUUCCUGUCUGGUUUACAGUCCAUAUGAGAACUGCCGAUAACAUUUGUGCAUCUAGGCAUACAGCUCCUGCGUAAUACUUAAAUAUUUUUACAUAUUUUAAGCAUAAUGUCUUGACAACACUAUUGUUCUACUUCACAGCAUUGAGUAUAAUAAUGGUACCUACAUUUUCUAGCUGCUGAUGUGACUUUUUGUACCACUUGAAGAGGCUCAAACAUUUUUCAUCCCUCUUUGAAUUUACCGUUAUGCUUUUAUGUGCUGAUAAUGUAGGGAAAUAUCACUAACCAAUAUAUACUAAAUUGUCCCAUCGUGCUGCAAAUGCUAUGUUCUUCUUGUCAUAAUAUUGUUAUAAGUAUACAAAAAGAGCUGAUGCAAGAUUACAUCAGCUGGCAGGAAGAUAAAUUGUGAUCCUUCCUUUUUACUGCCUAUUUCAGAUUCACCGCACUCAGUGGUGACAAAAAUCGCUUCUCUCCCUCACUCAAUAGGCUGUUUUACAACCAGACACGCGGUGCAGUCUGAAGCGUCUUAAAGGUGCAAAACUCAGCGAGCCACACGAGUGUUUUAUCUAACCAAGCUGAUUUAUCUGAACCUGAGACAUUGAGUGCUGCACCUUUAUUUUAAAUCUCCUAGUUGAACAGUGAGAUUACAACUGUUCUGUUUUAGUAGAGGAGUCGGGAUUUUCAGGUUUUCUUGUGUAUGUAUCAACCAAAGUGUAACUCUUUUUUUUUUUUUUUUUCCAGCUCUUUACCCCAUUGUACCUGCUUUUUAUGUUGGCACUUCUUAACCAAAGGUAAAAAAAAAAAAAAGUGUUCAUAUUUAAGUUUUUUUGUUAACUUUUAUUUAUCUACUUGAUUGGUCCGAUCUUUUUCCCCACUUUCAUACUUUUCAUAAUUUGGUCAGUAAUUAUGUUCCAUCAUAUCAUAUUUGGUAUCAAAUAUGCAGUAACACGAGUUUGAAAAGCAUAAAUUACCAAGUUGUGGGUGUUUUUUAUAUCUUCUAUUCAAGCUGUUAAAAUGUACUGUUUGUGGAGGAGUAUAACUAAGCAAUACAGCAAAGCUGUGAGUUUGUGUCUAGAGCAGGAGGAGAAGAAGUGUGUGGGAUGAUUAAAGAACAAUGACAGACGAGCUCCAAGUAGACAACUGAAAAAGCUUUUGUUUUGUCUGUUAUUCAAACGUUUGUUUCUCCGGUGUAACACAUCUGUGGCGAUCAUUUCUGUCAUCACAUGUUGUUAUCCACUGUUUAUUAUACUGACUGUUUUUUGUUUUGUUUUUGUUUUUUUGUAGUUUUUAAAGGGUUUUGUCUUUUUUUUUCCUCCAAGAAUUAAAGAGAAUAAGAAGUUAAUAAAACAUAAUCAGAAAUUGA
Acanthopagrus latus (yellowfin seabream) is the source of this 5300-nucleotide messenger RNA. RefSeq names its product abhydrolase domain containing 17A, depalmitoylase b (gene abhd17ab). Gene Ontology annotation, molecular function: palmitoyl-(protein) hydrolase activity. The transcript is spliced from 5 exons. The coding region runs from base 822 to 1772 and encodes 316 amino acids. Gene Ontology annotation, biological process: protein depalmitoylation. NCBI's taxonomy places the organism in Eukaryota, Metazoa, Chordata, Actinopteri, Spariformes, Sparidae. Gene Ontology annotation, cellular component: plasma membrane; endosome membrane. The record is from RefSeq and is a predicted model, not a curated record.